Molecule: messenger RNA, 1245 nt
Organism: Trichomonas vaginalis G3
Lineage: Eukaryota; Parabasalia; Trichomonadida; Trichomonadidae
Product: C2 domain-containing protein family
Exons: 1
Coding region: 1-1245 (414 amino acids)
Biological process (GO): positive regulation of gene expression
Source: RefSeq, a predicted model, not a curated record
AUGGAGCUAAAGCUUAAAGUUAUUGAGGCUAAGGAGCUUCGUGCCGCGGACAUUGGACUUAGCUCAGAUCCAUACUGCGAAAUAUCAAUCGUCGACAAAGAACAGAAAUUCAAAACGAAAGUUAUAGAAAAAAAUUUAAAUCCAGUUUGGAACGAAGAAUUCAUUAUUCCUAUUGAUAAUCAGGAAACAGAUGCUUUAAGCAUCCAAGUUCUUGACGAAGAUGCUGGAAAGGAUGAUGUCCUUGGCUUCGUAAAAAUAAGAUUAGAUUCAUUCAAGCAAGAUUACGAAAUCACCGAUUGGUUCGAAUUAGAUUCAACUGGACCGCUUAGUGUUAUUAAUGCCGGCCAGAUCCGUUUAUCAUUAACAAUUCAAACAAAGAAAUCAGAAACCGAAGAAAAAGUUGACGAAACACCAGCCGAAACAGAGAAUACACCUGCAGAGGAAGAAACGAAGCCAGAGGAGGAGCAGCAAGAAGCUGAAAAGCAACCAGAAGAAGCUCAGCCAAAUCCAGAACAAAAUCAAGAAGAAAAAGCAGCCGAAGAGCCAGCCGAAAACAAAGAACAGAAUACUACUACAGAAGAAGCUCCUAAAGAAGAGGAGAAAACAGAAGAAAAGCCAGAAGAUGAAAAAGCCGAAUCUAAACCAGAAGAAGAGGAAGAAUCAGCAGAAAAUCAAACAGACGAUCAAAAGAUAGUCAAACUAAAGGAGCGUAUUGACCUUUACCACCAGAAAUAUCUUGCCAUCAAGAAUGGCAAGCCAGGACUAGUCAUUCCACCACGAGCCGUCCUUAAAAUCAUCCAAUCUCCAACAAUACAGCGAAAGCAAGCCGAAUUACAGAAGCAGGCCGAGGAAGAAGAAGAAAUCCAAGAAGAAGGACUUCCAAACGAAGAAGAAGAGGAAGUACAACAAAACGAGGAAGAAGAGAACCAGCAGAAUGAAGAGGAGGAACAGGAAGAACAGCAAGGAAAGGAAGAACUCGAAAACGUCAUCAAACAAGUAUCAAAGAGAGCUCAAAAGAUAUACGGAAAACUACUCGAGAAAUACCAAGGAUUGACUGAUAACUCUGAGACUCUCAAGCAGCAGAAGAAGCAGCGCGAGGCAGAUAAAGAUGAAUCUGAUCUGACAAAACUUUCUGUCGACAAAUUGAAGGAAAUCUAUAAUAAACUUGUUAAGGAAAAUAGGGAUCUCGAUAAGCAGUUGGCUCAGCAGCAACAACAGCAGCCACAACAACAACAGACUGAAUAA